AUGUUACAACCACGAAUACCUUUCCGUUCGCUGUGCAGGAAAUGUCAACUUCCCUCACCCAGCUUGCGCAGGACCUACGCGCAGGUACAAGUCAUCGACCCCGUGCAUCCGAGUGGCUCGGUCACAGACACUCCCAUCACCGAUCUCCCCCUCGCUCAGGCAGACGACCGAACAUCUCUCUCCAAAUUCGAAGUUCGGCUGCGCCGAUAUACUCCUCGAACACCAGGUAUCCGACAUCUGGUCCGUCCAUUGAACGAACAUUUAUGGAAAGGCAGACCGCACAAGCCUCUCACAUUUCCCAAAAAGGGCCACGGCAAAGGUGGCCGAAACCAUACUGGUCAUGUGGUGGUUCGACAUCGCGGAGGUGGACACAAGAGACGGAUACGAAUUGUUGAUUUUGCACGGCGUACUGGUGGAAAACAUCUCGUCGAGCGAAUCGAGCACGACCCAGGCCGCACUGCUCAUAUCGCCCUUGUCAAGAACCUUCAGACCGAAGAAAGGACUUACAUCCUGGCGGCAGAAGGCUUACGGGCCGGAGACACUGUUGAGAGCUAUCGGUCAGGCCUUCCACAGUCACUCAUCGACGAGAUGGGUGGGCACAUCGACCAGGGUGUCCUAGCGUCCAAAACAGCGCAUAGGGGCAAUUGUCUGCAGCUAGGCAUGAUCCCUGUGGGCACCCCCAUAUUCAACAUCACACCGACAAAAGGCGACAUUGGGAAGAUCUGCCGCAGUGCGGGAACACAUGGAAUCAUCAUUGGCAAAGGGGAAGACACGGUGCAGAAAGAGAUGAUGAAGUUGAUUGGUGACAAUGGCGACAUGGAUCUGUCUACCUUGAGCACAGAUCAACUGAGGAAGUUCGAGAAGGCGGCUAACUAUGUUACUGUGCGCCUUUCCAGCGGCGAGGUUCGACUGAUUGACAAAGAUGCUGUAGCAACCAUUGGUGUUGCAAGCAAUGUCAACUUCAAAUAUACCUCUCUGGGCAAGGCAGGUCGAUCGCGAUGGCUUAAUAUUCGACCAACUGUGCGAGGCGUGGCCAUGAACGCAGCAGACCAUCCACACGGUGGUGGUCGGGGCAAAUCCAAGGGUAAUCGCAUCCCUGUGAGCCCUUGGGGCAUCCCGGCGAAAUCCGGCUACAAGACGCGAGAUAAGCACAAAAUCAACCCUCUUGUGGUGACCCAGCGUCCAAGGAACCAGGGACGUCGGAGAAGAGGUUAUGCAUAG
Messenger RNA from Fonsecaea multimorphosa CBS 102226, 1221 nucleotides. RefSeq lists its product as uncharacterized. The record is from RefSeq and is a predicted model, not a curated record. Gene Ontology annotation, cellular component: ribosome. The coding region runs from base 1 to 1221 and encodes 406 amino acids. Lineage: Eukaryota; Fungi; Ascomycota; Eurotiomycetes; Chaetothyriales; Herpotrichiellaceae. Gene Ontology annotation, biological process: cytoplasmic translation. The transcript has 2 exons. Gene Ontology annotation, molecular function: structural constituent of ribosome; RNA binding.